UUGUUUUUAUUGGGAGAGAGUUCUCACAAUGUUGCCCAGGCUAACCUUAAACUUGAAAUCCCCCGGCCUCCGCUUCCUGAGUCUCUGGGAUUACCCUGUUGUCACACCACUCCAGGCUUCUUCCAGAUUCCUAAGACACCCCCCCCACACACACACACACACACACACCCCGGUGUUCUGAAACCUGCCUGCGGUUCUCCUGCCAGGAUUUCUGGGAACCUUGGGCUCCCCCAUAGGCCCGUCCAGGAUCUGUAGGUCCCAGCGACCUGCAGCGUCACAGCACACAGUCACUUCAGGGUCCUUUCCUUUUGGAGUAGUGUGAGGUGAGCACAGGGCAGCGUAACCCAAGAGUGCACAGGGGUCCCCAGGGUCCUAGAGGAAAGACUCCAAGCCACAGCCCUGUCCACCCGCUAACCAUCUCCGAGCAGGAGGCCUGGCUAGGCUGUAGGGGAUAAAACAGUUCUUAUAGGACCUCUCUGACCUUGCAGACACAGAUGAGGAGCCAUGACUGGCUUGUGAUGCCGAAAACCGAGAAGAUGGGACCUUGGGGCAGCUGCAGGGCUGAGCGCAGUGAGCACUGAUGGGUGGGAAGGAAGCCAGACCAGAGCCAGCCAGGACAUCAGGCAGCAUGGGGCUCCCCCUGUUCCAGUCCUGAGAUGCCUUCCCAGGCAGCAGACCUGGACCUCCAAGACACCGAGGAAGUGGAGGUCAGCAGAGACACCUGGCAUGACUCUGAGUGGGAGCCUAAGAAGACUCGAGCCUCUCUCAAUUCCCACAGCCCUGGAGAUGGGCUGGCCUCAGAUGGAAGGGCACUGAGGGGCCUCUUGAAGAGUCUCCCCAGCAUGUCUGAGUGUGGGGACAGCCUUGGCCAGGAAUGCACCUUGGAGCAGCCAGCAGCCCUGCUGCCUCCAGGGACCACGCCCUGCCCUCGGAAACGGGAUGCUUGGCGCGGGGUACUCUUACCACAGGGAGCCCAAGGGGCUGAGGACAGCACCGAGGAGGCUGCUGAGCUGGGCAGUAGUUUGGGUGGCGCGCCGCGGGGCACCAAGCCUCACCGCUGCGAGGCCUGUGGGAAGAGCUUCAAGUACAACUCCCUGCUGCUGAAGCACCAGCGCAUCCACACGGGGGAGAAGCCGUACGCCUGCCAGGAGUGCGGCAAGCGCUUCGGGAGCUGGUGGGGCUUCAUGCAGCACCACCGCAUCCACACGGGCGAGAAGCCGUACGAGUGCGGCCAGUGCGGCCAGGCCUUCAGCCACAGCUCGCACUUCACGCAGCACCGGCGCAUCCACAACGGCGAGAAGCCCUACAAGUGCCACGAGUGCGGCCACGCCUUCAGCCAGAGCUCCAACCUGGUGCGCCACCAGCGGCUGCACACGGGCGAGAAGCCCUACGUCUGCAGCCAGUGCGGCAAGGCCUUCAUCUGGAGCUCGGUGCUCAUCGAGCACCAGCGCAUCCACACCGGCGAGAAGCCCUACGCGUGCGAGGACUGCGGCAAGGCCUUCCGGGGCCGCUCCCACUUCUUCCGGCACCUGCGGACUCACACCGGCGAGAAGCCCUUCGCCUGCGGCACCUGUGGCAAGGCCUUUGGCCAGAGCUCCCAGCUCAUCCAGCACCAGAGGACGCACUACCGCGAGCAGCGCACACCCCAGUAAAGCCUGUGGGCGAGCCUGCUCCUCUUGGGUGAGGUGGCAGGACGUGUCCUGUGACCAAGUUAUGAUAGCUAAAGAAACUCUGUUUUCUGCUAGGCAUCCGUCUUGAUA
This is a messenger RNA of Peromyscus eremicus (cactus mouse), 1760 nucleotides long. RefSeq names its product GLI family zinc finger 4 (gene Gli4). The coding region runs from base 657 to 1652 and encodes 331 amino acids. The transcript is spliced from 3 exons. Gene Ontology annotation, biological process: regulation of transcription by RNA polymerase II. Gene Ontology annotation, molecular function: DNA-binding transcription factor activity; RNA polymerase II cis-regulatory region sequence-specific DNA binding. Lineage: Eukaryota; Metazoa; Chordata; Mammalia; Rodentia; Cricetidae. The record is from RefSeq and is a predicted model, not a curated record.